Achroia grisella is the source of this 1937-nucleotide messenger RNA. RefSeq names its product methionine aminopeptidase 1. Gene Ontology annotation, molecular function: metalloaminopeptidase activity. Bases 233 to 1330 code for a protein of 365 amino acids. The record is from RefSeq and is a predicted model, not a curated record. Lineage: Eukaryota; Metazoa; Arthropoda; Insecta; Lepidoptera; Pyralidae. The transcript has 6 exons. Gene Ontology annotation, biological process: proteolysis.
UUUUUUUAGAGUAACAUUUCAACAUGUAGAUGGUUACAUAGAUUCAUUUUUGGCUUGUACGAGAGCGUACCCACUCUCAAUAUGUAAUAUUUAUUUGCUCAGUGUAGUAACGUUUUUGUGUGAAUGACUGAUAAAAAUUUUAGGUACUAAAUUAAAUAGUCUUAUUCAAAUAAGAUAAUUUAUAAUUAAAUUAUUUAUUAUACUGUGAAUUUCAUCAGAUAGCUGCCGUGCAAUGAGCAGUGAUUUUUUGAACUCGUCUUAUUAUUUAUACAAACUAACAAGAAACGCACUUAUCCGUUCUUGGGAUUGUCCAGACGGUUGGUUGAAUCGUCUUCGAGGAUCAAAGGGCGAGAGUACAGAUGGAUCUAACGUCGAGUACAAUCCGUGGCCUUCAUACAAUUUCACGGGGAAGCUGAGACCUUUCCCCGCCGGACCAAAGCGUACUGUUCCUCCUCACAUCGGUCGUCCUGACUAUGCCGAUCAUCCUACUGGUUUCCCAGCGUCAGAAAACGCAGUGAAGGGUUCUGGCGUGAUCAAAGUCCUUGAUGAUGAAGAAAUUGAAGGCAUGCGAGUUGCGUGUCGUCUUGGACGAGAGGUCUUGGAUGAAGCAGCAAAAGUCUGUGAUGUAGGUGUAACCACAGAUGAAAUAGAUCGUGUAGUGCACGAGGCAUGCAUUGAACGGGAGUGCUACCCAAGUCCACUUAACUAUCACAACUUUCCAAACAGUUGCUGUACUUCAGUCAAUGAAGUUAUAUGCCAUGGCAUACCAGAUUUACGUCCAUUACAGGAUGGUGAUGCCUGCAAUGUUGAUGUGACAGUUUACCACCGAGGCUUCCACGGUGAUCUCAAUGAGACAUUCUUUGUUGGCAAUGUCCCAGAAACCACACAGAAACUUGUGCAAGUCACAUAUGAGUGCUUACAAAAAGCCAUUGAUAUUGUGAAGCCUGGUGAGAAGUAUAGAGAGAUUGGUAAUGUUAUACAGAAGCAUGCUCAAGCCCAUGGUUUCAGUGUGGUGAGGUCAUACUGCGGUCAUGGGAUACAUAGACUGUUCCAUACUGCGCCAAAUGUACCACAUUAUGCUAAGAAUAAAGCAGUUGGUGUAAUGAAACCUGGCCAUUGUUUCACUAUUGAGCCGAUGAUCAAUGAAGGUGGUUGGCGCGAUGAACAGUGGCCAGAUCAUUGGACCGCCGUCACUGCUGACGGCUCACGAUCAGCUCAGUUUGAACAAACGUUGCUGGUGACGGAGACUGGUUGCGAUAUACUCACGAAGCGCGCCACCGGCCGCCCAUGGUUCCUCGACCAAAUGGAGAAACUGAAAUCCAAGCCUUAGUCGAACCGCCUUCGAUCCACUGAGGUGAUAUUCUAAAUCACAUUACCAAUUAUCUAUAAAGCUAAACUCUCUGCCGUCUGAUUUUAUAUCAAACGAAUAUUGUUAACUAGCAAGUAGUGUUUGUAAUUUUAUAAGUACUUUGUACGUUUAGGUUUUGGGAAAAAUUGAAUUUUUCCAAUUGACGCGUUGUCAGUGGAAUGUUUAGGAAAUUUAAAUUAAUAUAGCAAUACUGUUUAUAAAAGAUUUUUUACAAGAAUUCAUAAAACCAAAGAAAUAGUCAAGAUGGAAUAUUCAUACCUUUUACAGGUUGAGUCCUAAAGGUCAUUAUAGAACCAAAAGCCUGACUAAACUGAACUGAGCCGAACUAUUCCCAAAGUAUAAAAUGACAAUUAUUGUGCGUUAUAUAAUGGGUAUAUUAGCUGCCUUUUUCUUUCGGUGCCUUUACACGUAUGCUCUUUAAGGCGCGAACAGGCUUUCACACAGGAAAAUUUGUGCAUGUUAAUAUAGACUGGAAUAUGCGAGCUGACGGCGCACGCAGUCUGUCUCAUUCUCCUUGUCUACAUUUACUUACACAUUCUUUGCUGCAUGAAGGCAGAUUCCCGCGUGA